This is a messenger RNA of Mycena indigotica, 1374 nucleotides long. RefSeq lists its product as uncharacterized. The transcript is spliced from 2 exons. The record is from RefSeq and is a predicted model, not a curated record. The coding region runs from base 1 to 1374 and encodes 457 amino acids. NCBI's taxonomy places the organism in Eukaryota, Fungi, Basidiomycota, Agaricomycetes, Agaricales, Mycenaceae.
AUGUUCCGCAAACUCUCUGAUCUGUUUGGCUACUCCCGACAAAGUGGCGCGCUCCACAAUCCCCGUGAGGGUGGCCAGAACCAGCAAUUCGUCAUUGUUUUGCCACCUCAAUCGCCAUCUUCGAGCCAACGCGAGCGCAAGCAAGCACGUCAAAAGUAUCAAGUACACGAACGCAGGGUUGUGCUGCCCCCAAUCAAGCUGCCGCUUACUCCUGGAUGGAAGUUGAACGGGAGCGAUGACGGAUGGGAUUCUGAGGAGGAAGUUACUUCGUACUCGGACGAGGACUACCCACGGAAGGACACACCGUAUUUGCCUCCCGAUGCCGCGGAUCACUUUCUACGAGUUCCAACACCAGUCCUUUCGGCACACAUCUCUGUCCUGGACGGAUUCGCCCCGCGGGUGACCCCCAACAUUAAGGCAAGACAAACGACACUCACCGGCACUCAACAGCCCCAACGAACCAGAGCAAACAGCAAACAGGGCUGGCGGCAAAUGAGCAAGAUGCACUACUCGGAAGGAACGACUCACCGUGACGGCCAGCCGGCUAUAAUUCAGCAAGGAGGCACUACUGCGACGUCUCCUGAAUCAAAUCCGGCCGCGCCGGCCUUUCUGCAUCGCCAAACGUGCCUGCAGCCGCCGAAACUCGCACUCUCGCCGACUACUGCUGCUCCACACGCCAACACUACAUUCCUACAUCGUUUACUGCUACUCUCCUGCCAGAAACCGCGCGCCAACAACGUUCUAGGCGAAAACUCGGCGCGCAGGCCCGGUCUCGCCCACUACCCGCCAAACGGCGGUCUUGACGCCAACUCCCACCGCUCUCACUGCCAAACUCGCUAUAGAACGGCUUCAUUAGCAAGAACACCGGGCGGGACUACCCAGCAAGCCGCUCCUGCUUCAUUCUCGCUUGUUGCGCCAGCAGCAUCACAGCCUCGACCCAAAACUCGCCGAAGCUGCUCGUCCAACCAUUCGCCCGCCAGAAACCGCUCGCGGACGACCACGAAGUCGAAUCUGGGCGCGCAAGUCCGACUACUCGCUAAAUGGGGCCGGUUUGGCGCCUAUUCCUGCCGCCCUCGCUGCCCAACUCGCUUCAGAACGGCUCGAUUAGCAAGAGACGCGGGCGGGAGAGCCCAGCAAGUCACUCCCGCUCCCUCCUCGCUUCUGGCCCCAGCCCCGAACCGAAUCAAGAGCAAGAACACCAACGAGCACGUUGGGAAAGACAGCGCCCGGGCAACGCGGCAUUCUCACGCUAGGAGCGGCGAGCCCGACGCUGAGCUCGCAACAACGCCUCCUCCGCACCACCCGACGCGCCUUCUGUACCCCAGUCCAACUCGGCACAAACUCCGCCAUCCAACGCGCUAUAGAGGGGCUUGA